This is a messenger RNA of Cotesia glomerata, 3160 nucleotides long. RefSeq names its product zinc finger protein 2-like. Gene Ontology annotation, biological process: regulation of DNA-templated transcription; positive regulation of reciprocal meiotic recombination. NCBI's taxonomy places the organism in Eukaryota, Metazoa, Arthropoda, Insecta, Hymenoptera, Braconidae. The transcript has 5 exons. Gene Ontology annotation, cellular component: nucleus. The record is from RefSeq and is a predicted model, not a curated record. Bases 832 to 3132 code for a protein of 766 amino acids. Gene Ontology annotation, molecular function: RNA polymerase II cis-regulatory region sequence-specific DNA binding; DNA-binding transcription factor activity, RNA polymerase II-specific; histone H3K36 methyltransferase activity.
UAUUGGUAAUAUUGUUUUUUAGUAGUUUACAAAUAAAAUGGCCGAUAUAUGAGGCUAUUUUAUAUGGAGAUAUAAAAUAUGUAAUUUACGUUAAAUUAAUGACCAUAAUUAAUAAGUGGAAUAGUAUUCGCGAUAAAUAUAAGUCGCGGAACGUUCCGUGAUAUUAAAUAUAGUAUCAGUGAUAGUGUUGAAUUAGCUUAGAAAUAAGGUGGAGGUUGUCUUUUACCGUCGGUUGCCGUCGUGAGACGCCGCGGGGCCCUCGCAAUACCGAAACGAAGAAUCACUCACACUGUGUGGUGUGGUGUUGGCUCCAAUACACUUAAGGAAAAUAUAACGUGGGGGGAGUAACAAUUAACAACGAGUGGCAGGAGAGACGAAGCAGCGGUAGAGGCAGAGUAAGCGCGAACAAGAGAGACAAGGAGACAAGACUCGAGGUGAACACGAGUGUGGAGAUUGCAAGCUUCCUGUGACACCCGUCUGGCGGGCAAAUAUAACAACGGCAUCUGAAACAACCAGGAGCAUUAUUUUUAUCGAAUUUUAAUAUAAAGAAAGACAAGCCCAAACAUAUAAUUAUUAUACGUUGUAUUAUCAAUAAGGUCAACAGCAGCGUCCCAAUUAGGGACUCAGAUAUGAUACCCACGAGGAAUUACUAUAGCUGAGAUACUGGAGUGCGACGGGUAUAUCUACCUGGAGCCGCUCAAGAUAUUUCCCGCCGACCAAUUCGUCGUUGUGGAACGAGUCGGCGCGGAUGAUGCGUUGACAGAUAGUGAAGUGCCAACAAAUAGCACAGUGGCCAGUGAAAGUGAUCCCGAUCACGCUACCCUUGCCAAUAUGUGCACGACACCAGGCAACACGGGCAAUGGUUUUGGGUAUGCGUGGUCGUUAAAUGCUCCUGGUACUGAAUCACGUGAUAACGCUCAGGGUGAGCUAACUGCUAAUAUAAGUUACGCUUUUAAUAAUAAUCAAGAUCAGAGCACCAGUCAAAAGAUACAGGUUGACAUAAAGCCUGCUAAAGUUAUCAAUAGUACUGCCAGACGGCCAGUAUUUACGAUGAAUGAAAAUUGUCAACAGACACCUACAACACAUGGUCAUACGGGAGCUCAUAAUCAAACUCAUGUUAGUCAUGCUCGUGUGAAAAAACAUUCUGAUGUUUUUACGCUUACCUGCGACAAGGGUGGUUGUAAUUGUGACGCAGCCCAUACUACUCCAGCACCAACCAUAUUUCCUAAUGCAUUAGUUUUUACUACCGGUGACAAACACGCAAUGAGUAAACAUUUUAUGACACCUAUUGGGCCGCUUCAGCUUACUGCUGAAGAGUGCAAUGAAAUAUUGAUGAAAAGAGCUGCUGCAGCAUCUACUCAAGCAACAACCAAUAAUGUUUCAACCAGCCAAGCUGAUACAGCAACACAUUUUGGUCACGUGCUUACGCAUGUUAAUGCAACGCAAAUUGAAACUAAGGUUAAGACUCAACAAGACAUGGGAAGUCAAGUACGCGUACCUAAAGAAAGGCCAUACUCAUGCUCUGAAUGUGGAAAAUCAUUUCUUCUUAAGCAUCAUCUUACUACCCAUGCACGUGUACAUACUGGCGAACGGCCUCAUAUCUGCGUACACUGUGGCAAAAGUUUUGCGCACAAACAUUGUCUACAUACCCAUCUUCUGCUGCACAGUGCUGAAAGACCUUAUCAGUGUCGUGAAUGUAAAAAAUCAUUUACUUUGAAACAUCAUUUGGUUACCCACACACGCGUACACACAAGAGAGCGGCCGUUUGUCUGUCCAGAGUGUGGCAGAGCAUUCCCGCUUAAACGUCACUUAGUGACACACAGCAAAUUUCAUUCAGGCGAACGGCCAUACGUUUGUUCUGAGUGCGGUGAAUCAUUUUCACAAAAAGAUCAUCUCACUAUGCACUCGCGCUUCCAUGGCAGCCUCCAUCCAUUUGUUUGUCCUGACUGCGGGGCAACCUUCCAAAGGAAAUUUGAGCUUGUUAAUCACGGUCGUCUUCAUGGUCGAGUCCCGCACUCGUGCACCGUGUGCGGAAAAGAAUUUUUACAGAAGAGAACUUUGCUUGCUCAUAUGCGUCUUCAUACUGGUGAAACCCCAUUUGCGUGUACUGUAUGCGGUGAAGCAUUUGCUCGUAAGGUUGAUUUGGUAGCUCAUUCAAAGAUGCAUAAUGCCAUUACUGAUGAAAAAACCCUUACUUGCAGAGAGUGCGGCUUGGACUUUUCCAAUCGAGAAGCACUUACUCUUCACUUGAGGUUACAUACGGGUGACAGAACUCUUGUAACCGAUUUAUGUGGAUUAGCAGCUGCUUUUCAACAAACUCCAGGGCACUUUUUAACACAAAAUACUACUGGAGCUCAUCAGUAUUUACAGAUAAACGGACCGAUCAGCACUCCUGGAGUAAGUCAUAUGCAAUGUGCUACUCAAACAUCUCCACCAGCUGGACCUAAACCUAAACCUCACUUGUGCCCUGAUUGUGGUCGUGGGUUUGCUCAAAAGCAUGGGCUUUCACAGCAUCAACGACGUCAUACUGACGGAAGCUGUCAUAUACGAUCGCAUGUCUGUGACAAAUGUGGAAAAGCAUUUUUCCAGAAAAAUCAUCUCCUGCUUCAUCAACGUCAACAUAUGGAUCCACCUCCAAGUAUAUUACGACAACAGCAGAGAUUAGCAGCUCAAGCUGCUGCUCAAGCUCAGCAAGGUCAACAGCCGAAUACCCAACAACAAAAUCAGGGACAGCAACAAAAUCAACAAACAAAUCAACAACAGCAACAAGUUCAGCAGGCACAACAACAGGCUCAACAGCAAGCCCAACAACAAGUUCAACAACAACAAGCCCAACAACAGACACAACAGAAUCAGCAACAAGUGCAACAACAGCCACAACAAUCUCAACAAACAUGUACCGUCGAUACCAAGACUAUUCAAUUGCAGGCAAUACAGCAACAAGUACAACAACAGGUACAACAACAAGUGCAACAGCAUCAGCAGCAACAACAACAACAACAACAACAACAACAACAACAACAACAACAACAACAACAACAACAACAAGCGCAACAGCAACAGCCACAGCAGCAACCACAACAGGUGUGCACAGUGGACAAUAAAGCAAUACAGUUAAAUGUCACCAUGUGAGAUGAUUUUAAAAAGAGUAAAAAAUGGA